UAAUGUUAAACGUGUUUCCCAAGUGUGGCCGCCUCACAAACCAUGUGAACCUCGUAAUCUAAUAAUAACUCCAUCAUAAAAAUCUAACUUGGUAAAUACUGACAUCUCAAAGCUUAUAAAUGUACUUCAACUUUUCUCCUCCACAAAUGUACCCAUUAGAGCAAAAGGCAAAAGGCAAAAGGCAAAAGGCAAAAAGCUCAUUUCUUCACCUUUCUUUCCCUGUCUUUCUCUUUUAAAGCUUGAAGCUUCUGCUCAAUUUCUCAUCCAUGGCAAGAGCUCUGUCAAUUGUCAAUGGCAACCCAAUGUUCCAUGUUCGUUGCAGACCAAAUCCCAGUCGUCCAUGUCCUUUGGUAUUGCCUUAUAGGCCUCUGAAAGUUACCAUGUCAUGCAACCAGUCUUAUUGGACCUCCAUUAACGCAGACAUUGAAGCUCAUCUCAAGCAGGCUAUCACGGUAAGAGAACCUCUCCCUGUUUUUGAGCCCAUGCACCAUUUGACAUUCUCCGCCCCUCGAAGCACUGCACCGGCGUUAUGUGUGGCUGCCUGUGAGCUGGUUGGUGGCCACCGGGAUCAAGCUUUGCCGGCGGCAUCCGCACUUCACCUCAUGCAUGCAGCUUCUUUCACUCACCGGCAUCUUCCAUUGACAGAAAGCUGUAGGCCCAAGUCCACGAUUCAACAUGCCUAUGGCCCAAACAUGGAGUUACUGAUAGGGGAUGCACUGGUACCAUCUGGUCUCGAACUAUUGGCCAAAUCAAAUGAUCCAACGCAAAAUAACUCGAACCGGAUUCUACGUGUGAUGGUUGAGAUCACACGUGCCAUAGGUUCUCAAGGAAUGAUUUAUGGACAGUACUAUGAAGUAGAACUUUGUCAAUCGGACAAUAAAGGGUCAUCUCACAUUGGUGAGAUCGAACGUCUCUCUGAGAAAUAUGAAGGAGCAUUGCAUGCCUGCGCAGCUGCCUGUGGGGCAAUAUUAGGACGUGGAAAUGAAGAGGAAAUAGAAAAAAUGAGAAGGUAUGGUCUAUACAUAGGAAAAAUACAAGGAUUGAUGAACAGAAUUGGAAGCAAUGACAAAGAUUUGAAAGUUUUGGUGGACGGGCUCAGGAACUUGGCUACCAAAGAAUUGACAGGUUUCAAUGAGGCAAAGGUUGAAGCAAUAUCUAGUUCUUUUGAGUCUAAUCUGAUAUAUGCUUAGGUCUAAGGUUUUUCAUGUGUGGAGAGACAUAAAACAUAGGACUAGACAUGAUAAUUCGUAUAUUUAUAUUAUGUAAAAAUAUUAAUAGUUUGUAUUUUUAUGUCAAAUUUUAUAUAAAAAUUAUG
Molecule: messenger RNA, 1315 nt
Organism: Durio zibethinus
Lineage: Eukaryota; Viridiplantae; Streptophyta; Magnoliopsida; Malvales; Malvaceae
Source: RefSeq, a predicted model, not a curated record